GAUAUUUCAUAAUUCUCUUCUCUACUUUCUUGGAUAAGGAUGUGGCCUAGGUUUCAGAUCCAUUAGCCCUAUUAUUAUUAUUAUUAUUAUUAUUAUUCCCUUUCUAGUUCUAUGUCUAUCUUCUAUUCAUCAUUUGAGCUCAACUCGAAAAUCUUCUAGUAACUGCUUCUGGUUAUCUAUUUUGUCUUUGUGAUAGUGAUAUUUUUUCGUAAAUGAUCAUCUGUGUUAUUGACUAUUUAAAUAAAUUUAAAUAACACGCAAACUCAGACACACACACACUUUCUCACAGGUUAGAGAAUAAAAGAUGAUGGAGAAGUUCGUGACUGUGCCGCCAUUUGAGUGCGCGUGGCGAGAGGAUUUGAAGUUCAGAGAAGCAGGUCGUGGUUGCGUGGCUUUUGAAGCGUUUGCGUGCAACGAUGUGACGCUGGUUUUUCGAGAGAAUGUGGGAAGCCAAGGGUACCAUUAUAAAAGAGAUAGCAGUCCUCAUUACACAAUCAUAUUGGGGAGUCACAGGAAUCGAAGACUUAGAAUUGAGGUGAAUGGGAAAACCGUUGUUGACGUGGCAGGUGUUGGACUUUGCUGUUCUUCCUCUUUUCAGAGUUAUUGGGUUAGUAUCUACGAUGGGUUGAUUAGUAUAGGUAAUGGGAAAUACCCUUUUCAUGAUGUUGUGUUUCAGUGGUUGGAUUCUCAUCCCAAAUGUAAUGUUCUGUAUAUUGGGCUCAGUAGCUGGGAUAAACAUGUUAGGUAUAGGAAUGUUAAUGUCUUGUCAUUAACACACGCUCAUGUUCCCUUGUGGAAGCAUGUGGUUUUUGGUGAUUAUCAAGUUGAGGAUGCUGCUGCUGCUGCUGCUGAUUUGGGAGAUAAAGAGAUGGAUUAUGACAAAUGGGGGCUUAGGAAUUUUCUCGAGAGUUGGGAGUUAUCUGAUAUGUUAUUUAUUGUUGGUAUAGAAGAAAGACCUGUUCCUGCUCACAAGGCAAUUUUAGCUUCUUCUGGAAACUUCACUUUCUGCUCCUCGUCCUUUGUCAUCACACUACCCACAGUGUCUUAUCUUGUUCUCCAUGCACUGCUUCACUAUAUCUACACUGGUUGGACCCGGAUUCCACAGGAACAACUUGGGUCUUUGAGGGAUUUAAGUUUACAGUUUGAAGUGAUGCCACUGGUGAAGCAAUGUGAAGAGAUUAUGGAACGGUUCAAGCUAGAUAAUAAGUUGUUUGAUAAGGACAAGAAUGUGGAGUUAACAUAUCCGUCUAUCCGACCUCAUUGUUCAACCCUGCCCUCACUUCCUGUCAGCAUUCAGAGACUGAGACAAUUGAAAUUGACGGGCCAGUACAGUGAUGUAAACAUCUACAUUGAUAGUUAUGGCCUUGUUGCACAUGCACAUAAAAUUGUUCUCAGCUUGUGGAGUAUCCCCUUUGCCAAGAUGUUCACAAAUGGAAUGAGUGAAAGCACGUCUUCAGAGAUUACUUUAAGGGAUGUGCCGCCAGAAGCUUUCAAGGCUAUGCUUGACUUUUUAUAUGAAGGGCAAUUGAAUGAUGGAAUUAUAGAUUCUGGUGCUUUGUUGCUCCAACUUCUUUUAUUGGCUGAUCAAUUUGGAGUAACGUCUCUUCACCAAGAAUGCUGCAAAAUGCUUUUAGAAUGCCUCUCAGAGGACUCAGUAUGUCCACUCCUCCAAGUGGUUUCUUCAAUCCCAUCAUGUAGACUUAUUAAAGAAACAUUGCAGAGGAGAAUUUCCUUGAACUUUGACUAUUGUAUCAGUGCGAGCACUGACUUUGUUUUGUUAGAUGAGACAUCUUUCAUCAAUAUCAUUAAGCAUCCAGAUCUGACAGUAACAUCUGAAGAGAAAGUUCUUAAUGCAAUCCUAAUGUUUGGCAUGAAGGCAAAAGGAUUGUUUGGGUGGGAAAUGGUGGAUCAGUUGAUGAUAAAUUCAAAACCUGAACUCCUUUUUGGUGAGAGGCUUCAGUUAGUUUAUAACUUGUUGCCGUUUGUGCGAUUUCCACUACUACAAUUUUCCUUACUUGAGAAGUUGCAGAAUAGCAACAUUGGCUGUCAUAUUCCUGUUUUCCAAAAUCUUGUUAAUGAGGCUAUCAAUUUUGUUAAAUGUGGACUGGCAAGGCUUGGAAAUGAAGAGAAUAUUAGAUUCCAACAUAGACGUUCUAGUUACAGGGAGCUCCAGUACAUUUGUGAUGGGGAUGACCAUGGAGUUCUGUACUUUGCUGGAACAUCCUAUGGUGAACACCCGUGGGUUAAUCCUCUUUUAGCAGAGCCAAAGAAAAUUACCAUUACAGCCAGCAGUCCCAACUCAAGAUACACGGAUCCCAAGGUUUUGGUCUCAAGAACCUACCAGGGAACAUGUUUUGCUGGGCCUCGAUUGGAAAAUGGACAUAAUUGUACCUGGUGGAUGGUUGAUCUUGGCCAAGAUCAUCAGCUUAUGUGCAACUACUAUACUCUGAGGCAGGACGGUUCCAAGGCCUUCCCGAGAUUUUGGAAUAUUCAGGGCUCACUGGACGGGAAGAGCUGGACGAAGUUGAGAGUCCAUGAAAAUGAUAAGACAGUAUGCAAACCUAGUCAGUUUGCAUCUUGGCCUAUAAUUGGCCCCAAUGCUUUGCUUCCCUUUAGGUAUUUCCGGGUUGUUCUCUCGGGACCCACUACUGAUGCCACCAACCCAUGGAACUUUUGCAUUUGUUACCUGGAACUAUAUGGCUACUUCCUCUAAAAUGCUUUUGGUUUGGUAAUAAUAAUAGGCAUGCCCAUACCACACUUUCCUAAGAAUCCAGCUCCGUCAUGUGCAUUAUUAUGGUUUGCUUAUAGACUAAUUUAUUUGAAUAAUGUUAUGGAUAAAGGUCAUGCUGUUUUGCUGAGAGAAAAUGAUGGUUCAAAUUUUAAUGUUCAAAUGUUAUUAUUAUUGUAUCAUUUAAAGGAAAAAUAAAAUAAUGAAAU
Messenger RNA from Gastrolobium bilobum, 2937 nucleotides. Its product is annotated as BTB/POZ domain-containing protein At2g30600. The record is from RefSeq and is a predicted model, not a curated record. Gene Ontology annotation, molecular function: protein binding. The transcript has 12 exons. The coding region runs from base 305 to 2713 and encodes 802 amino acids. Lineage: Eukaryota; Viridiplantae; Streptophyta; Magnoliopsida; Fabales; Fabaceae.